Molecule: messenger RNA, 2580 nt
Organism: Nerophis lumbriciformis (worm pipefish)
Lineage: Eukaryota; Metazoa; Chordata; Actinopteri; Syngnathiformes; Syngnathidae
Gene: mylipa
Product: myosin regulatory light chain interacting protein a
Biological process (GO): ubiquitin-dependent protein catabolic process
Cellular component (GO): cytoskeleton
Molecular function (GO): ubiquitin-protein transferase activity
Source: RefSeq, a predicted model, not a curated record
AGACCCGGGCCGGCGACUGGAGCUCCGCCACACAGACUGUGAGUGAAAGUCGUAAGCAAGUGUCGUUCAGGGGCUACAUGACGGGGAUCAUAAAGAAAGCUGGAGAUUUGUUUUGAUUAGGCUUUUUUUGUUUUGUUUUGUUCUGAGUGAAGAGUGGCACGUAAACCAAAGAUUUUAAGCCGCCAGACGAAAUGCUUUGCCACGUUACUCGCCCGGACUCGGUAGUGAUGGAAGUGGAAGUUGACGCCAAGGCAAACGGGGAGGAUUGUUUGAAUAAGGUUUGCAGAAAGUUAGGCAUAAUCGAGGUGGACUACUUUGGGCUGCAGUUCACGGGCAGCAAAGGCGAGAACCUGUGGCUCAAUCUGAGGAAUCGCAUUUGUCAGCAGAUGGACAACGUGGUGCCCUGCCGACUGAGACUGCGAGUAAAGUUCUUUGUGGAGCCCCAUCUUAUUCUGCAGGAACAAACCAGACACGUAUUCUUCAUGCAAGUGAAAGAGGACCUCCACAACGGUCACCUGCGCAUGGGCUUGGAGCAAGCUGAGGAACUGAGUGCCCUCUUGGCCCAGGCCGAGUUUGGCGACUACAACCAAAACACAGCCCAGUACUGGUACUCAGAGCUUUGUGGGGAGGAGCCCUGUCCUGACACCAUCAACAGCAUUGUGUCCAGACACAAGGCCCUGGAGGGGGCGAGCCAGGGCUCUGUGGAGUAUCAAGCCCUGCAGCUUGUCUCUUUGCUGGAGCACUACGGCGUGGAGUGGCACUGGGCCCGGGACGCUAACGGACAACGUCUGGCCAUUGGCGUCGGACCUGAAGGUAUCGCCAUCUGCAAGGAGGACUUCAGCCUCGUCAACCGGGUGAGCUAUCCUGUCAUUCAGAUCGCCACCCAGUCGGGGAAGACCGUUUACUUGACGGUUACCAAAGAGACCAACGACAACGUAGUGCUUAUGUUCAAGCUGAUCAGCAAUCGGGCCGCCAGUGGCUUGUACCGUGCCAUCACCGAAACCCACGCCUUUUAUAGGUGCGACACAGUUACAAACGCGGUGAUGAUGCAGUACAGCCGGGACUUCAAGGGCCACCUGGCGUCCCUCUUCCUCAACGAAAACAUCAACCUGGGCAAGAAGUACGUCUUCGACAUCCGCCGCACGUCCAAGGAAGUCUACGAUCACGCCCGCCGCGCCCUCUACAACGCCGGCGUCAUGGACUUAAUGUCACGCUCCAGCAGCGGCUCACCGUCGUCACGCUCACCCAGCCGGGAUGACAUGCAGCAUCACGAGGAGGCGGAGCAGCAAGACGACGGCUCCGACUGCGGCAGCUGCCAGCAGAGUCGAGCGCUGCAGGAGAGGCUGCAGAAGCUGCAAGAGGCGCUGCUGUGCAUGCUGUGCUGCGAGGAGCAGAUCGACGCUGCCUUCUGCCCGUGCGGACACCUAGUGUGCUGCCAGACCUGCGCCAAUCAGCUGCAGUUGUGUCCAGUGUGUCGCUCGGAGGUGGAGCACGUACAGCACGUUUACCUGCCCACCUGCACUAGCCUGCUCAACCUGACCAUGGCCGACAACCAACGGCACCACGGCGGAAUCCCGGCGUCCAUCUGCCGCGACCUGGCCUCUUCUCAUAACUGCACAGAGUACGACAAGAUCUACCACACGUAAAAGAAUGACUUUUGGGGAACCCUUUUAUUUUUUUGUGGUACGUCAAUGUUUCUACCCCAACAUCCCCCUGAUUGAUGGACAAACCACUCCCUCCAAGAUGUGAGUGUGUGCGUGUAUUUUGACAAAUGGUUUUAGUCUGCAAUGUUAAUUUAAAUGAUCGCAUCAGUUGAGCUGAUACAUCACACACCUUUUUUAUGUUGUUUUUAGAAGAGCACUGUACAAACUGGUGUUCACCUUUUUAGAAGCCUUCGUGAUUUUCACUAAACUUUUAUUGAAUGGAGUGAGACACUGAGUACGGUAGUUGUUUUUUUAAUCUUUGUCUUGUGUUGAGUUUUACAUGCCAAUGAGGAGGCUUUUAGAGGCUAAGCACUUAUUUAAGUUCACCCAUAACGUCCACCAGCAGACACUCCACCAUAGAACACAUAAAAACAGCUGAAGUUUAUUUACGGAAAUAUCUCCAUACCAAAUGACAGACUAGAAAAAGCCUCUAAAAGCCUAGUUAGUCUCCUGUGUAAUUCUCCUCUCGGGUGCCGUAGUAAAGGUCUGUUUUUCUAAAAGGUACAAAGAUCUGUGCAAUACCUACCUGCUUCUUCUUAUUUAAUGUUGCUAUUUAAAAAAUUUUUAAAUGUCACUUUACUGAGGAAGCUGCAUUCACACCGCUUGUCUUCUAGAGAGGUUCAGCCUUAAUGUAGCAGCACCGCCAUCUUUGCUUAGAAAAUUCCAACAUGUUUUUGUCUAAGAAAAAAUGUAGUUAAGGGACUUUUUUUCCAUCACGUACAAGUAACGAUUUUGUUUCUGUUUCCUGAAGCAAAAGCCACUGUUGGUUGCUUUCUAAUGACAUGACUGAUAUUAGGUCUUAUAAUAUUCUGCUUUUGACCAAGGAGAAAGUAUUAAUAAAACACAUUUUUUAAAUAAAUACAAACCUGGCUCUGGA